Aegilops tauschii subsp. strangulata is the source of this 518-nucleotide messenger RNA. Lineage: Eukaryota; Viridiplantae; Streptophyta; Magnoliopsida; Poales; Poaceae. The record is from RefSeq and is a predicted model, not a curated record.
AGAUCGUUACCAGUCCAACCGAGCCAGGGAUCAGAUAGGUGUACGGCGACGGAAGUGGACGGCUGAGCCGUUUGUCCCUCUCCCCCCACCUCUGUCUCCGUUCUGAGUAGGUCCUUGCGGUGGCGCUCGUUCUGCAACGGCGAGCACGGGGAAAUGGAAGAUGGUGGGGUUGAGUUCCUGCUUGAUGCCAUUGACAGGUUCCCAUUACGAGAGGAGUUCGCGGACAACCUCGAGCACCCAGAUCCGGUUCCCCCGGUUCUUGUUGCCAAACAGCGGAGCCGACCUUGCCGUUCCUACGGACUCAAAUACUGGAUCUGGUUGCGCUCAACAGCUCGGCGGCCAUGGGAAUGAUAUGGCAGGAGUUCGAAUCCGCCGUCGUGCGGAUGCAUCACCGACGAGGUUGGCCCAGUCUACUAACAGAGUAAAUCCAGAGGCACCUGGGAGGACAAAAAAGGUUAUGGUUGGGCAGUGAGUCGCCAGAUGACGAUGUACUCUAAAGUCAUGGGCUAUCACUAGUA